Arabis nemorensis is the source of this 1233-nucleotide messenger RNA. NCBI's taxonomy places the organism in Eukaryota, Viridiplantae, Streptophyta, Magnoliopsida, Brassicales, Brassicaceae. The record is from the annotation of a GenBank genome assembly.
AUGCACAAGAAGAAGAAAGACGACUACAGAAUCUCGAUCCAUGUGGAUCUCGUGAUAGAGAUGCUCUCAAGGUUGCCCGUGAAGACCCUCUUGAGGUUAAAGUGCUUAUCGAAAGAGUUUUCAAGGAUCAUCCAAAGUCAAAACUUUGUGGACUCGUGCUUGUCUUGUUCCUCUUCCUCGGACCGGUCUCGUCUCUUGUUUUACUUCAAUUGUCAUGACCUUAAAAAGCUUGUUUUCUUCUCAACCCCACAUCGAUCAUCGACUUGUUCUAUAUCCCCGACCCGAUACGAGAUGACAGUUCAUGCAAGAGUUGAUCUCUCUCUAAGAUCUCCUCCAAUUCGUGGUUUGAUCUUCUACACAAUCGGACCUAAUGAACAUGUUAUAUGUAACCCUGCCACGAGACAACACCUAAACUUACCCGAAAACAAAAUCUUGUGGAAAUAUGAUGAUUCGAUAGAGUUUCUUAUCUUUGGAUACGACCCAAUUUUUUAUCAGUACAAAGUAUUGUGCAUGUUAGGAUUACACGACCCAAUCCAGUAUCAGACUUGGUGGGUUUUCACAGUGGGACAAGAUGGUAACUUGUGGAGAAAGAUACAAGGCAUGCCUAGUCAUCUUCGUCCCGUCACGUGUCAUCACGUGUGUGGGCAAAGUGGUAUAUGCAUCAAUGGAUUUUUAUACUUUAGAGCUUACUCUAGGACACCAGGUAUUGGUCCUUAUAAUAUGACUGUACAUGUGGUAAGCUUUGACCUAAACUCUGAAAAAUUCAGUCUUGUUGAAGACAAUUCUCAUCUUUCGUGGUUUACAAAGCUCAUAGACUUUCAAGGGAAGUUAGGUUUUGUUUCUCGUGUCAAAGACUGCGAAAUCGAGUUUUCUUGUCUUAUGGAAAACAAGGAAUGGGCAUCAAUGGUUUUUCAUUUACCUUGGGCUCCAGUAUACAAAAGCCAUUGCCACAAAAUCUCUAACUCUGUGGUGGGCAUUUGUGAAGUCUCAUCUCUCUAUGUUGCUCCUAGGCACGCUUCGGACAGAAUCAGGAUUACACUUUGGGAAGAUAAGAGAUGGGCUCACCAAAACCAAUCUUGGAUCUUUAGUAUCAGAUUCGGUUGUUUGGCAAUGGAGGUUCUUGCAUUUUCAGAUCUCCUCGUGGCUGUGGACUUCCUCACAGUUCCCAAGCUCAUCAAGAUGGGAGCAUUGUGUCGAAGGCGAAUCUGCUUAGAGCAGAAUCGAAGACCCUAA